Parnassius mnemosyne (clouded apollo) is the source of this 1977-nucleotide messenger RNA. The record is from the annotation of a GenBank genome assembly. Lineage: Eukaryota; Metazoa; Arthropoda; Insecta; Lepidoptera; Papilionidae.
AUGAUGCCAUCAAGAUAUGUUAUGGGGCAGGCGAACGCGGCUAGGAAAUCUAGAUUGGAAGGUAAACCUUCAAUGCUUCCAAAGCCAUGUCGACCAGGAUCCACUGAUCGGUUGUCUACUGAAGCCCGAAGACCAAGCGCAAGUCACCGUUCUAGCAGCGCUGAGCCCCCCAGAGCUACUUUUGGUGGUGGCCGCUUGAGCAGAGAAGCUUCUGCCACUAAAGUGCCUAUGGGUGGGAGAUCCAGGUCGCAACAGGGCGAAUCGAGGUAUGGACAAUCGAUGACGACUCCUUUACGUUCCACUUAUUAUUCCCGACCGACCACCACUCCUGAGCGAACGCCGUCAGAAGAGCGAUCGAAUCGCAGCUGGCAAACAUCGCUGGAUCGAGCCUUAGCAUUCGUUACUAUCAAAGAUCAAAGGCCCAUCUCGAGCGCGGCGUGGCAGCGUGCGGAGAGCGCGCGCGUGAGCGAGGCGCUGGCGGGGGCGGGGGCGGGCGCGGGCGCGGGGGCGGGCGCCGCCACGCCGCUGGCCGCCACGCCGCUCAUCCGGCCGCUCACCAUCACGCGCUUCGUCGACAUCGCGGCCGCGCUGCUCUCCGACAUCGCCGGGGACGCCAAGCUCAACAACGACAACUACGUCACCAAGUUGCCGCAUCUGACCAAGCGUCUAUUGUAUCCGGGAACAGUCUCCAAGUCAUGGCUCCGCACAGUCAACACUCUGCACGCAUUCCCACAAGCUCUGGCCCUUAUCGCUUAUCUCUUGGACCUCGCCAAUCAUAUUAAAACUCCAGUCUUGGAUGAGGGGCUCUACAUGGAGAAGGAUGCACUGUCUUGUCUCCGGCGUAAUUAUCUCUACAAGGUCUGGAUAAGGUUUCAAGACCCCGGCCAUCACUUCGACGACCUCAAUGAGGAAUACUUGCAGAACCUAAAGUUGCUUCUUGGCAACGAUGAAGAAAAAAUUGUAGAGUUAAAACAAGUUAUGAAAAAGUACUUGGCGUGCCUGUCCGCCGAGGAGGAGGCGAUGGCGGCGGGCAGGGCUGCGGAGGCGCAGCGGGCGGAGCGGCGCGAGGCGCUGGGCGCGGCGCUGCGGGCCGAGCGCGCGCAGCGCCUGCACGCCGCCGAGCGCGCGCGCCGCACCCGCGCCGCGCUGCACGACAAGCGGGAAGCGCUGCGCCUGCUCGACCUCGAGAUAGAGCGCGCCAUGGCGGAGAACCGGCGGCUGCAGGAGGAGGUGGCGCAGCAGCCUCUGUCUGUGAGCGAGCGCACGCGCCUGCUGGACGAGCUGGACUACGAGCUGCGCGUGCUCGACUCCAAGCGCGCGCUCGCCGACCAGAUCGCCAAGAUGGUUUUGAGCAAAGAAACUGACCUUGCACUGUGGCAGAAGAAAACCCUGGACAGCUGCUUGGAAUAUAAUAAAGAAAUCGUACACCUCGCUGCUCAGUUCCCGGAGCUGUCGGCAUAUGCCAUUGAUGAAAAGGAGCUGAUGGGCGCAGAGUGCUCCAAAAAUGUAGCUGCUUGUUUGACCCUUCUGCGCGACCGAGUGGACGCACUCGCACGAGCCCGCGCGCACCGCGCUGCAGAGCGAGCCGCGCGCCGGAGACAGCGCGCCCGCCGCCUGGAGGAAGCACAAUCGAAGAUAGCAGAGCUUAAGUCCUUGUUGGAGCGUGAACAACAGCAACAUGAUACCGAACUUAGUAAAGAAAGUUCUGAAGCUGCGGCCUGGAGUUGUAAGCAGUUGGAGAUCAGUAAGAAACUGGAGGAACUGCAGAGUGAACAGGAACAUCAUGCCAAGUUUGAGAGUGAAGUGGAAUUGUGGGAGAAGCAGGAUCUAACUUGGAGCGGUAAGUUGACCUCGAUGCGAGAAUACGUAGAGUUGCAAAAACAGGAAGUUAAACACGUCCUUGAAGAAGCCAAAGAGAAACGAAUAGCCAUUGUUCGAGACACCAUUCGCAUUUGGAACGAGAAACUAAACCAAUGA